CCAGUUUUCUCUCUAUUGUUUAGUGUUCGACUCAGCCGCGCUUCAACCAAAGCACGAAUCACACCCCCACUAAUUAUCAUCAACAGUCUCAACUCGCACAAAACCUUCGAAUCAAUGCCAACUGGCGGUCCAAUCUCCGGCGCCCGCACCAGCGUCCGUAUCGUCGUCGUCGGCGACCGCGGCACUGGAAAAUCCAGCCUCCCACCCCCCACCCCGGCGGCUGCCGCCGAAACCUUCAGGCAGGAAGUUCCUCCCGUUCUCCCUCCCACUCGCCUCCCCGCCGAUUAUUAUCCAGAUAAUGUUCCAAUUGUCAUCAUCGACACCUCAUCCAGUUUGGAGAACAGGGGGAGACUCGCUGAAGAAUUGAAGCGUGCUGAUGCCGUAGUGUUGACAUAUGCAUGCGAUCAGCCUUCGACGCUUAAUCGCCUCAGUUCAUUCUGGCUCCACGAGCUCCGGAGACUAGAGAUCAAGGCACCAGUUAUUGUUGCUGGUUGCAAGCUAGAUCGGCGAACUGAGGAGUACAAUUUGAGCAUUGAGAUGGUGCCACUCAUGCAGCAGUUCCGUGAGAUUGAAACUUGCAUAGAAUGUUCAGCAGCUAACAUGCUUCAGAUUCAAGAAGUAUUUUACUUUGCUCAAAAAGCGGUUCUUCAUCCGACAGCUCCAUUAUUUGAUCAAGAAACCCAAACCUUGAGACCUCGUUGCAUGAGGGCCUUGAAGAGGAUUUUUGUUCUCUGUGAUCAUGAUAUGGAUGGUGUUCUCAAUGAUGACGAGCUAAAUGAAUUUCAGGUUAAGUGUUUCAAUGCCCCUUUGCAACCUGCUGAAAUAGUGGGUGUUAAGAGAGUGGUACAAGAGAAGUUGCCUGAAGGAGUCAGUGAACAUGGUCUUACCUUAACUGGCUUUCUUUUUCUUCAUGCUCUUUUUAUAGAGAAAGGCCGAAUUGAGACAACAUGGACUGUUUUGAGAAAAUUUGGGUACAGUGAUGAGCUUAAACUAAGGGAUGAUUAUUUGUCAAUUCCAAACAAAAAGGCUCCAGAUCAGAGUGUUGAAUUGACAAGUGAAGCAGUGGAGUUUUUAAAGGGAAUCUUCAGCACAUUUGAUGAUGAUAAAGAUGGAGUUCUUCGCGAAAGUGAGCUUGAAGAUUUAUUUUCAACUGCACCAGAAAGUCCUUGGAAUGAAGCCCCUUAUAAGGAUGCGGUGGGGAGAACUCCACUCCGUGGAAUCUCUCUUUCUGGAUUCCUAUCUGAGUGGGCUCUUAUGACAUCAGUGGAUCCAGCUCGAAGUAUUGCCAACUUAAUAUAUAUUGGUUACCACUGCAAUGCUGCAUCAGCCCUCCACAUCACUAGGAGAAGAUUAGUCGAUAGAAAGAAGCAACAAACAGAACGAAAUGUUUUCCAGUGCUUUGUCUUUGGACCUAAAAGUGCUGGAAAGUCCGCAUUGUUGAUGUCAUUGUCGGGAAGGCCUUUCUCAGAAAAUUAUGUUCCUACAACCACCCAACAAUAUAUUGUGAAUGUCGUUGACCGGCAUAUGGGUAAUAAGAAAACUCUUAUACUUCGGGAGGUUCCAGAAGAUGGAGUUAAGAAACUUUUAUCCAAUAAGGAAUCUUUGGCUUCUUGUGAUGUAGCUGUUUUUGUUUAUGACAGCUCAAGCGAGUAUUCUUUUAAAGGAGCGACAGAAUUGCUGUCAUAUGUGGCUAGGCAAGGGGAAGAAAGUGGUUUUGGGAUGCCUAGUCUCCUGAUUGCAGCAAAGAAUGAUCUUGGUUCAAAUCCAACAGUAAACCAAGACUCAGCAAAGAUUUGCCUGGAUAUGGGGAUUGAUGCACCUAUUCCUGUAAGCGUGAAAGAAAGAGAUCUGAAUGAUGUGUUCUCUAGAAUUGUAAAUGCAGCCGAGCAUCCUCAUCUGAGUGUUCCUGAGACUGAGCUUGGCCGCAGUCAGAAGCGAUACCGCCAGCUUGUCAAUCGUGCUCUUAUGUGUAUCUCAGUUGGAGCUGCUGCUACUUUUGUCGGGUUGGCAGCUUAUCGGGCCUAUGCUGCAAGGAAGAACGCUUCCAGUUAAAUUGUUCUCCAGCAAAUUGAGCCGGUUUUCUAUUAGCUAGUUGCUCUCAGAGGUUGCUGAAUGCUGCUGUGAUUGCUGGGUUACUCGGAGUACUGUUAUGCAAAAUAUAGGGACUCUGAAGGUCACCAAUUAAAUAAACUACACAAAUAGAAAGAAAGGAAAUAAGAAGAAAGCUGGAUCUGUAUUUGGAAAGAGAUGUCCCUAGUUCGUGAACCCAAAAGAGUACAAGUAUAAUCCUUGACAUAGGAAAACUCAAACCCGCGAGCUUGAGUUUAUUUCUCGAACUUGAUAAUAGCGGUGUUCAUUUGUCUGCACCAUUUUUUUGACUCGACAGAAUAUGUAAAUGGUUGAUGUCCGUCUGUCUUAUGGGAUGUAGCUCCUUUUGAUCAUACGUAUAGCAGUGUUUUUGGCUGCUACAACCUGUAUCUCUGUCAAUAGCUAUUAGCUUUUGGUAGUGGCAAGCGUUUGAUCGCCUACAAAUCUGGACUUUUGACGAUUGGUUGAACCUCAGCUAGAUACAUUUCUUGGUUCCAAUUAGGUGCUUAUUUCAAUUAGUGAGCGGACGUCAGCUAGAUACAUUUAUGUGUUUUUCCUCCUAAAUUUAUACUGUUUGUUAAG
This is a messenger RNA of Sesamum indicum (sesame), 2670 nucleotides long. RefSeq names its product mitochondrial Rho GTPase 1. The record is from RefSeq and is a predicted model, not a curated record. Gene Ontology annotation, molecular function: calcium ion binding; GTP binding; GTPase activity. NCBI's taxonomy places the organism in Eukaryota, Viridiplantae, Streptophyta, Magnoliopsida, Lamiales, Pedaliaceae. Gene Ontology annotation, cellular component: mitochondrial outer membrane. Gene Ontology annotation, biological process: mitochondrion organization.